AGAGGGUUGUGAAGAGUUGGGUGUUGAUUCAACAGGUGUUACAAGUGCGUGAUUGUUGUGAUAUUCGACAGAUUGAUUGCUUGAAACAGCUUUAGAAGUGUUCAAGGGUUUUGAAGUUCUUGGUGAAGAACAUGCUGUUGAGGACCAAGUGCAAGCUGAAGUCUACAGGUUGUUUAGUGUCUUGAAAACCGAUCAAGAAUUUAAACAAUUUUGCGGAAGUUUCUUCAGCGAUUACAAAAAAACACUUUUGUGAACCCUGGCAGUGUGGCCAGUUUGAGCGCUCCUCUCACGUCCGGUUUACAUGACUGACUGUGCGGGACGGCAAGGUCCCCCCAAAGUCAAGUACGACGACUGCGACACCGCUACCGGCCAGUGUUGCCAGCGGCUGGUCAAAUUUCCACGCCAGCAUCACAAGCCGUGGCUGCAGCAGCCGAGUGCAUUCUUCAAGGAGAGCGUAACAUGAGCGGCGGCCGUUGAGCAGGGUGAAAGUGAGAGCCGCCGCGUUCUUGGCCGUCCAAGAAGUGCAAGAAGUGGAAGAAGAUUGUGUGCAAAACAAGUCGAGUUUGAGCAAACGAAAAUAAACAAAUCCGUUGCGUUGCGUCGUCGUCGGCUGCAAAUCUUGCGAAAGUUUGUGCAGCGCAGUUUGGCAGCAGAAAUCGCUGGAAAAAGGUGCAAAGUUCUUCAAGUAUUCAGAACAAGUGUUCAAAAAAGAAAAAAAAACGCAAUAAGUAGAAGAAGGUGGAAUCUACAUUUGUUUUCCCCCGGAAGCAUUCCACGUUUGAAGUUUUGGCGGCUCGAUCCAACCUCUAUGGAGUUUCAGCUAGACAGCGCCGAGUACUGCCAGGCACAACACAAAUAAGCUACACGCCCGCCCCCGCGCCCUCGUGCCGUGCCGUUGCCGUGCCCACUUCCGUGAGACAUCCCCCGCCGCCGCAGCCGCCACCGCCCACCGCCGAGCCGAGUGUGUGUGUGGGAAGUGUGAGAAGGAGGUCCAUCCCAGCCCGCCGCCGAACCCGCCCGCCCUGUACGUAGGAGCGUUGAGGUCCUAAAAGCUUUGGAGGAAGAAGAAGGAAGAGGAAGAGUGUGCAGCAAGAAGAAGAAGGGAAGGUUGGACCUGAAAAGUGCUAACCCGAGAAGAAGUGCAGACUGUGUGUGAGUGAGAGAGAGAUAGCGAUAGCAAGCUAGACGGACCUCAGGUGAUCUCAAGGGGAGCCCGUACCUACAACUGACGACGACGAGUUCAGAGGUGGUGAAAACAGCUGACUUCCUGGUCCAAGCCGACGACUUCAAGUCCAAGUGUGCAAACUUGUGUCUGUUGUGUGUGCGCGCGUGCAACUCCACGUCACCGCGUUCAUUUUCUUCAAGUUUCUACUCCUUCCUGGUUCCAAGCUGAUCCAACCCAGAUUGGCCAGAUAUAUCUCUGCCAACUGCAGCAGCGCAAAGCGGUUGCGAACGAGUUCCGUACGACCUACGAACACACACACACGCGUGUAAAUUGCGGGUAAUCAUCCUAAAUUGAACAUAGCAGGUCGUUGUACCCACAAAGGCAACAACAACAACAAACAAACAAAAAACUCGUCAAGGAACGCCAACGCACGCAUCUUACGCCACCUUCAACGAGAGAGAUCGAGAGAAACAGAGCAAGAGAUAACCUUCAUUUUCCCAAACUCCCAGUGUUGACCGACGAGAGGUUCUGCGCGGCCAGCUCAUCCCUCCGGAAAGAGAAAAUCAGCGACGGUGAGAGCGGAGUCUGAUCUUUGUUGAAGCGCAAUUGCCGCCGAUUCUUGGGCAGAAAGUGUCGCGAAAACGUUCGUUGAACCAUCAGCUGAGUAGAGCACCCAAGAGCAAGAAGAAGAGGAAAAAAAUCUAAAUAUUCUAUUAUUUGUGAUAUAGUAUACAUCAUAUUUUUUUAAGAAAUUGAUUUUAAUCUCGGCGAGCCGAAGCAAGAGAGCAGGUGUAACACGAAGCUAGGAAGAAGAGGAAGAAGGCGUGAUUUUAUCUAGAGGAAGCAACACGACAGAUAAUAAACUAAAGCGGAGCAGCGCGGCCAGUCGUCUCGAUAGCAAACUCACCGAGCUGAGAGGUAGAACCGACAACUACUACUAGUACUACUCCUAAAAAACUAGAGAAAAAGGAAGCUACACUACUUACUACAAACCAGCAGAAGCAGCAGUAGUCGAAGAAGAAGGCUUGACAUCGUUCUUCCUACCGCGAGAGCCCACAAAACCCGGCCAAUCCUUUGGCACCGGGGAACCGUUUAAUGACCACCGUCAUCAUGCGUCAGAAGGACAUCCGACCAGCGCCCGCCCGGAUCGAGUUCAAGGGCAUGAAGUUCCUGAUCACCGACCGGCCCUCGGACCACAACAUCAUCGCUUACAUCGCGGAGCUGAAGAAGCACAACGUGUCGGUGGUGGUGCGCGUCUGCGAACCGAGCUACAAGAUCGAGGAGCUCGCCAGCCAGGGCAUCGCGGUGCGCGAUCUGGCCUUCGAGGACGGCACCUUCCCGCCGCAGCCCGUCGUCGACGAGUGGUUCGAAAUUUUGAAGCAAAACUUUCUGUACAGAUUCCAGGAGGACCCGGAUGCGUGCGUGGCCGUACACUGCGUGGCAGGGCUGGGCCGGGCACCCGUGCUGGUGGCACUCGCACUGAUCGAACUCGGACUCAAGUACGAAGCCGCGGUGGAGAUGAUUAGGGACAAGAGGAGGGGUGCUAUCAAUGCCAAACAACUAUCAUACUUGGAAAAGUAUAAGCCCAAGUCACGACUAAAGCACAAAAAUGGUCAUAAGAAUUCGUGCUGCGUGCAAUAAAACUAUCAAAAAUCCCACCAGUUAAAGUGUUCAUUUUAAAACAAAGAAAUCUAAAACGUGAAAGAAAGCCGACACAAAGCGAAAGGUA
Messenger RNA from Culex pipiens pallens (northern house mosquito), 2894 nucleotides. It is a transcript of the gene PRL-1, whose product is annotated as PRL-1 phosphatase. The record is from RefSeq and is a predicted model, not a curated record. The transcript has 6 exons. Gene Ontology annotation, biological process: protein dephosphorylation. NCBI's taxonomy places the organism in Eukaryota, Metazoa, Arthropoda, Insecta, Diptera, Culicidae. Bases 2261 to 2806 code for a protein of 181 amino acids. Gene Ontology annotation, cellular component: nucleus. Gene Ontology annotation, molecular function: phosphatase activity.